CUUUCUUUACUCCAUUCAGUUUGUGUCAAGUAUUCCGAGGGGUUAGAUGUCGUUUGUGGCCUGUGUUCGUAACGAAGUCUCAAACCCCCUCUGUAUAGAGUCGAGAUCAUUAUUGUUCUCGUAGCAUGUGUAACGGAGUUUUAAGUGAUUGUCGGAAUUGCCGUUGAUACUUGAAGGAUUUUGCCCUGGAUUACAUGGGUUGAAAUUUUAUUAUCUGCUUUGAGAGAUUUUCUUUCUGUGUAAAGGUGGCAGCUUCAUCGACUGGUCAUAGAUAGGUGAUGACGAUGAUGCUGAUAGAUAGAUCGUCAUCUCUAAACGAACAGAUAGGACGCGUCAUCUUGACAAGGGGCGAGGGAGAGACGGGCCGGUGCCGGCACCGGUCGAAGAAGUGCUGCCUCGCCCGUCCCGUCAAGGGAACCGCAGACCUCGAGCGACUGACGUCCACUGUUCACGACCUCUCGGAGUCCGGAUGGUACUACGGCUGCCUCAGCAGGAAGCAGUCCAUAACCCUCCUCCAAUCGGCUCCUAUCGGCCACUUCAUCGUCAGGGAUUCAUCAGAUCCAAGGUUCCUGUUCUCGAUAAGUGUACAGACCGCCCUUGGCCCUACUUCUGUUAGGAUUCACUAUUCAGAUGGUAGGUUCAGGCUGGAUGCUGAACCAUCAUUAGCCUGUUCUGUACCGAACUUCCCAUCUGUGAUCAGCCUUGUUGAACAUUACGUUUCUCUGGGCGGACCACAGCUGUGUAUCUCAGGCUCCAAGUAUUCACAUGUUCUUCUAAGAAAACCAGUGUAUAAAAACUGCCCAUCUCUGAAGCAUUUAUGUCGGCUCACUCUUAAUACUCUCCUCAGGUCGAGCAAGGAUGUAGGACCGUUGCCAAUACCAAUAAUUCUGAAAAAAUAUCUCAUUGACUAUCCUUAUACACGGUAGAAAUCCUAGUAAUUUUAAAAUAUGUUACAGCUCUUGAAGUGAGAGUGUAUAUGAAUAUGUCUCUUUUAAGUCCUGCAUUAAAGUAGCAUUGUGGUGCUAGUUAUCACUAGGGUGGCUUGUCGAUUUCGUUAGUAGUAAAAAUGCAGUAAACAAAUAAAAAUAAGUUAAUAAACUCUUAUUGAUAAAAAUUGAGGUUUAGUUUUCUAAAUUUAUAUUAUUAACCAUAGUAUAAAUUUAAUGGUAGUAAAAUUAUCAUUGUGAAAACUGAUGAUAAGAACAAAGCAUAUUCUUACCUCACUAAAAUAUUCAAAAAUAGCAUUUUGUUAUUACUUUUUCUAAUCAACCAAACAGUUUUUCCUUUUAUUUCAGAAAAAAAAUUAAUCUCAAAUUUCAAUUAUUUAAAACAUCACUAUUGAUUUUUGUAUAUCUUUGUAUAUUAUCUGCUCAACAAUGUCAAUUGGCUGUCAAAUUCUGACAAUCUUUUUAUUUUAAUGAUUCAUUUAAAUUUUGGUUUAGAGGGAUGCAGGGCUUUCUUAUUUGUCAAACUUAAAAAAUUGAAAAAAGUAUAAUAAAUUCAACUUUUUUUAACACUGCCUCUAUGCCUAUAACUGAUAGGUUUUAGGAAAUAACAGAUGAAAAAUCAUAUCUGUUAAUUACCUAUAUUUAAGUAAUUCUAUUAAUAGCUUUGAUUCCAUUCCUGUACCAUUUUUUUUUUUUUUUUGUAGCAUUGUUUUUAGUAUUGGAUAAAUAAAUGAAUCAAAAUAUUUAGUCAUCGGAAUAGAUUUUGUGGUUUAAUAAAAUGUUUAUGUUUUGAAUUUUAGAUUUUAUUAUGAAUAUGGUAUUAAAUUUAAAUUAUAUUGUGUCUUUUCCUUUUUUUUUUUUUAACAGAUAGUGUAAUGUAUUGGAACUAAAUUAUUAUAUUGUAUAACUUGUUAUGUCUGGUUGCGGCAUCAAGCAACAAAAAAAAGUCGACAGUUCUAUUAUUAAUUAGAAAUGAUGGAAUAAAUUAAGACCAAAGAUUUUAACUGUAGUCAAGUGUGUGUUUUUUUAGUUUUUUUUCUCCUUUAAUUUUUAUGGCUAAAUGUAUGUAAUAGCAGUAAAUCGCUAAGUUAUGGUUGCUUAGUGAUUUUUUGAAGGAUUUCUGACAUGUUAUGGUUUGAUUGGAUUUGAUUUAAGUAUUAUGCUGUUUGUAUAAUUGUUAAUUUUUUUUUUUAGCUUAAAAGACAUUAGCCAUUACCUAUAUUUUGUGGUAUUAGUGCUCAGAUUUCAACAUAUAUGUAUAUAUUUAGAAUCAAUUUCUGUUUCUAUACCAAAUGACGUGUUGAAAAAUCUUUAGCUUAUUAUUUGGUUUAAAAUCAUUCUCCAGUGAACAAGAACUUUCUAAGAUUUAACCUUGUACCUAUUGUUUUAAAAACAUUCUUUGUUAAUUUUAAAAGUCAUCUUUGGUAACUUGUACAUUUAUUUAUUUAUACUACUUAUAUACAAGAAAUGUGCAAUUAUUCUAUAGUAUAAAUUAAUGGAAUUACAAUGUCAUUUGUGAUAUUCAGAGGGUAAUAAUAUUUUCUAUGCUUCAUAUCCUAGAAUUAAGAUUUAAAUAAUAUCCUGUCAAACAUUUAAAUAAUAUCAAAUAAUCUUUUUUAAUUAUAACAUUUUAUAACUAUGUUUUAUUUGAAUACUUUACAUUUUAAACCAAAUACUCAUUAAAAAAUAAUAUAUUUAAAUAUUUAAUGCCAGUUAAGUAUUUUGUCCUGUAUACGGUAAGGCUUAUAACAAUGAGUAAUGAUAUUAUGGAUUGUAGUAUUUUUCCAAUCAUAUUAAUAGGAUUCGACUUAUUUACAGAUAUGAACUAUUUGUAGUUUAGAUUAUCAAAAUUAUGUGCAUGUAUAAGACCAGAUAGAGUGGUACCAUUAUGAAUUUCUACAUUUAUAAUAAUUCUAUUUAAUGGAUUUUUUGCAUAUAAGAAAUUAGAAACACCUUUCUUUUUAUAAUUAAUUUUUAAUAAAAUUAGUUGUAAUUCUGAGUUACUACAUAGCAACUGAUGAGCUUGGCUGGUAGUUUUAUUGUUAUUUAUUGCCCAAGUAUGACCUAAUGUUCUGGUGAGUGUAUAUAAUUCUGAACCAGUUCAUUUUAAGUUUAUGUAUUCAGCUGUAAAUUUCUCUUCUGUAUAUAUAAGUGUUGUUUAAAUUCAACUGUUUUGUUUCUGUAAAAUAUAUUAAUAUGAUAUAUUAUAAAACAUUGUAUUAUAUAGUCUUAUUUAUAUUUGUAUUUAUUAAAAUUAUGUAAACUAUAUGUAUUUAUAUGUAUAAAAUCAAGAGUUGAAGAUGUAAAUUAUUUUUAAUAUAAAAUUCUUUUCAUAAAUUAA
Molecule: messenger RNA, 3288 nt
Organism: Nezara viridula (southern green stink bug)
Lineage: Eukaryota; Metazoa; Arthropoda; Insecta; Hemiptera; Pentatomidae
Source: the annotation of a GenBank genome assembly